AUGAAGCUCACGACCAACACCAUCACUGCAAUCAUUGCCUUCUUUGCAACUACCUCCGUUGCUAAGAUGGAAGGCGGUUUCAUAAAGGAUUGCAAGAACAUCCAUCUCGAGAAGAUGGUAUCUGAACAAGGUCCGACCUUCGCCUACUACAAAGUUAGGGCCCUGUGCACCGGCAUGGACGAGAAGCCAUACGAGAAUGAGCUAAAUCUCAACUUAUGCCUCGUCAACGGCCGUGGAAACUUGUCUUGGAGAGAACGGGGCAAGUUCGACAAGACAUGCAAGGAGUGCCAACUCGUCUCCGGCGACAAGAAGAAAGUCGAGAUGAAAUGCCGCUGUGCAAACGGAGUUUUUGAUGUCUGGAAGGACAACCUCAUUGAUCUAAGUGAGCUUGAACCUUAA
Colletotrichum phormii is the source of this 399-nucleotide messenger RNA. RefSeq lists its product as uncharacterized. The record is from RefSeq and is a predicted model, not a curated record. NCBI's taxonomy places the organism in Eukaryota, Fungi, Ascomycota, Sordariomycetes, Glomerellales, Glomerellaceae. The coding region runs from base 1 to 399 and encodes 132 amino acids. The transcript has 2 exons.